This is a messenger RNA of Tachysurus fulvidraco (yellow catfish), 8087 nucleotides long. It is a transcript of the gene nfixb, whose product is annotated as nuclear factor I/Xb. The transcript has 14 exons. Gene Ontology annotation, biological process: regulation of transcription by RNA polymerase II. Gene Ontology annotation, cellular component: nucleus. The record is from RefSeq and is a predicted model, not a curated record. NCBI's taxonomy places the organism in Eukaryota, Metazoa, Chordata, Actinopteri, Siluriformes, Bagridae. Bases 915 to 2582 code for a protein of 555 amino acids. Gene Ontology annotation, molecular function: DNA-binding transcription factor activity, RNA polymerase II-specific; RNA polymerase II cis-regulatory region sequence-specific DNA binding.
GUGAAUGGUAAUCCCCUGCCCUCCAUGCUCCACUCCGAGCCCGUAUUUAAUUCCCCUAAACCCCCCAGCUGUCGAUCGGCUCACGCGCGGAACGCGACAGACUGCGAAGCCGCUCUCGGUUAUUAAUAAUUCACCAGCUCCUGUGCGUCUCCGUCCGCCAUCACUGUUGUACCGGGUAUCACGUUAUUUUGUUGUUGUUGUUGUUAGGGCUUUUUUGUUCUUUUUUGGCAACCGGACUCAUUCUUAUUCCUAUUAUUUCACUGAAUUUGUUUUAGCGAGCGUAUCAGCGUCAGAGCGUCAGCGCCGUAAAAAGUGCGUUUGUGUUUCCGUUGCGCGUCGCGCGCCGUGAUUUCUGCACAGCCGCCGCGCCCGAAAUUCAGCGUUUCUCUCUGACUUUUCAUCCGUGCGGCGAAUUUAAAAGGAAGAGGAGGGAACUGAGAGAGGUGUCCGGAGAAAAGGGAUGGAGAUCGAGCGCUGAUAACGGAUGAAGUCUGGAAACGUGAGACAGCUUUGUUUUUUUUGUUUUUUUGUAAUCGGCUCAAAGCAGAAAGUUGUGGCUCGGUGUUCGGCUCACUGAACGGACCCGGACUUACCUCGCCGCUUUUUACCGUUUGAGACAAAGUAUAACAUAAAACGUCAGGGAACAGGAAAAAUCUGGCUCGGAUAAAUUCCCAUAAAUCCCCAAAUCUUCACCCGGAGAUCGUAUAUUAAGUGGUACUUUAGUUUUAAAAUGUUCGGUGCCCCUCAGGCCGUCCCGAGAUAAGCUUCUUUCGCUUCCGGUAUCAUCCGAAGAUACCGAGCCGCUCGCGCUCCCUCUCUUACGCUGUUUUUUUUUUUUUUUUUUUUUGGAAACUUUUUUGUCUGAAGGAGAAAAAUGGGUCUUUGAGACUGUUGGCACUUUUCCCCGCUCCACAAUGGCUACCGAAUCAUUUCUGGUGAAUGAAGACCCGUCCAGAGGUCCUGGGAUGCCGGAAUGCUUUGUUGUGUCUGAUUCCUACCGGGAUGAGUUCCAUCCGUUUAUCGAGGCGCUGCUGCCGCAUGUGCGUGCCUUCUCCUACACCUGGUUCAACCUGCAGGCGCGCAAGCGCAAGUACUUCAAGAAGCACGAGAAGCGUAUGUCGAAGGAUGAGGAGAGGGCAGUGAAGGAUGAGCUGUUGGGUGAGAAACCUGAAAUCAAGCAGAAGUGGGCGUCGCGUCUGCUGGCCAAGCUGCGCAAGGACAUCCGGCCCGAGUUCCGUGAGGACUUUGUGCUCACCGUUACGGGCAAGAAGGCUCCAUGCUGCGUGCUCUCCAACCCUGACCAGAAAGGCAAAAUCCGCCGCAUCGACUGCCUCCGUCAGGCCGAUAAGGUGUGGAGGCUCGACCUGGUGAUGGUCAUCCUGUUCAAGGGCAGCCCGCUGGAGAGCACGGAUGGCGAGAGGCUCGUCAAAUCGCCCCAGUGCACCAACCACGGUCUGUGUGUCCAACCACAUCACAUCGGAGUCUCUGUUAAAGAGCUCGACCUCUACCUGGCCUACUUCGUCCACACACCAGAAUCUGGACAAUCAGAGAACUCCAACCAGCAAGGAGAAGCAGACGUCAAGCCACCACCCAAUGGACACUUGAGUUUCCAGGACUGCUUUGUGACUUCAGGAGUGUGGAACGUGGCCGAGCUGGUCCGCGUGUCACAGACUCCAGUUGCCACGGCUACCGGUCCCAACUUCUCCCUGGCCGACCUGGACAGUCCUGGAUAUUACAACAUCAACCUGGGUCGCCGGUCCAUCACGUCCACCCCAUCGACCAGGACUGAAAUGGAGCUGUAUGGCAGUCUCCCUCGGAGCUCAAACAAGCGCAAGUCAAUUGAUGACAGUGAAAUGGAGAGCCCAGUGGAUGAUGUGUUCUACUCGGGCCGUUCCCCUGCACCCGGAGGCUCACAGCCCAGUGGUUGGCCUAAUGAUGUAGAUGCAGUGCAGCACCAUUUGGCCAGUAUGCAGGAGAGGAAGAUUAAACAUGAGAGCGAUGGCGUGCAGUUUCCUUACCAUGGACUCUCGUCGCCUGGUUCUCUUAAGAAGCCUGGGAAAUUCGAUUUCAGCGCUCUGUCCGGCCAGACGAGGUCUGCCCGCAUGCCGUUCACCCACCACCCACUGCCCAUGCUGGCAGGAGUGAGACCAGGGAGCCCCCGUGCCUCAGCCUCAUCUCUGCACUUUCCCUCUCCCUCCAUCAUUCAGCAGUCGAGCCCUUACUUCACUCACCCCACCAUCCGCUACCACCACCACCCGGGGCAGGACCCACUCAAAGAGUUUGUGCAGUUUGUGUGUGCUGAUGGACCGGGCCAAGCUGGAGGUCAGCCGAACGGGAGCGGCCAGAGCAAAAUGCCCGGCUCCUUCUUGCUGCCUCCGCCACCCCCUGUGGCGCGUCCAGUGCCCCUCCCCAUGUCUGACUCUAAACCCAGCAGCAUGCCCCUUGAUGGUGGACUCACCUCGCCCGCAUCUCCGUCAUACUCCACGCCAGGCUCCACAACUCCCAACAGGUUUGUCAGCAUCGGAUCACGGGACAACAACUUUCUAAAUAUCCCCCAGCAGACACAAUCUUGGUUCCUCUGACAAAAUCUGCCUGCCAAAAAGAAAUUAUAAUCCCAUCUCUACAAUCUGGAAUCUUGAAUCAGGACACAAAAAAUCCACCUAAAAUUGCCCUCGUGCCCUAUUGGCCCAAUAGUACAACAAAGAAAACCAGCAAAUCUUCUUAUCAUUUGGAAACAUUCUGAUCCUGUCGACUCACGGCAAUGACCCCUCCCCCUUUUUUAACAAGAGGAUUGUGUGACAUUUUGAAGGAGGACAUGGAGUCUCACAAAAGCCACAGAAAGACAACAACAAAAAGCAGAAACACAAAAGAACAACCCGAAGAGGAAAAAAAGAAAAAAAAGAAUCUGUUACUCAAUAUUGAUCUGAUAUUGUGCAAUGGCUGGGGACAUCAACAAUGGUGAGGUUUUAAUAAUAAUAAUAAUAAUUAUAAUAAUAAUUAUAGUAAUAUUAAUAAUAAAGCAAACAAACUUAGUUUUAGAAACUAUCGGGACACUAAAUAAUCAAAAUGUUAAGCAUCCUGACAUCUAGUAUGGAGCUAAUAGUCCCUUCUGACACCAUUUGUAGUUCAGAGUAGAAUUUGGUCUCGAUGUGUCCAUUCCUUUGACAGCCAUUUUAACAACAAAUUACUAAUCAAAAAUACAAUCACACAAAAUAAAAACCUAAAGUAUUGCACUAGAAAAAGGAAAUGAAAAUGAAACACUACUCUCAUGUCCUCUAUUGAAAAUAGGAGAGACAGAGAAAAAAAAAUAUGUUUGCACACAAUCUUUAAACGUGAACCUGGACAUAGACACACUAAAGUUAAUGUUGGAUGUAAGUCAACAGUCAUAGUGGACAGUAUCCCAUUUUAGGCUGAAGUAGGAGUACACGCUAUGAUAUAGACAAAAACUACCUAUGGAGUCUGUCCAAUUAAAAAUAACCUAAUUCAGGCCUUAUACUCGCCCUUAGUGCCAAUUGAAAGCCGACUGUAAUGCCAGCCCUAACACACAUACAUAAACACACACACACACACACACUUAAUUUUACUGCCAUGUCUCUGAGCUGCUGCCAAGAAAUAGUCACAUUUUUAUAUUUCUUUCCUGCUUUACAUUCCAAAUCAGAAACCAUUGCAAUGCCUUACAAUCUCAAGAAACAUUUCAGGACAUCAGUUUAUAUUCAAACUUAUAAUGUUGUCAUUGAAGUUCACACAGUAUCUUGCAAAAGAAAAGCGUUUGUCCUAUCAUCAAGAGUUCAAUUCCCAACAAUUCUACAGCCAUCCAGAUCCCUUCUGUGCACUUCUGCGUGUUUUCAACCGCCCUGUGGUGUAAACAUGAGCAGCAUUUCAUGACAGCAUGUGAUAUGAAGCCUUAACCCUCUCCGGUUGGUAGUUGUUAAUCUACAGGGUUAAACUAGGUAGUGGUUGGAAACUGACAAAAUGAGAAAAUUGGAGGAAAUGGAAUAAAAAUCAUCCGCCCACUGCUAAAAAUGUACACUACAUACAAAUAGAGAUUUCUUUCGAUACAGCCUUUGUGACUGGAACCAGGGGUCACAAUAGCUAUAUUUCUUUCCUUCCUUAUUAGUACCUUAUUACUAACUGCCUACUUUCAUAGGUUUGAUUUACAUUAUAAGCAGCCAAUCGCAUCAACCCACCCCACACAAUUCCCAACAAAACUGGUGUACAAUUGUUUUUACACAGAAAAGAUUGCAGAAGAUUCUAAUGAGAGAACCUAGACACCUUGUCAGUAGGUGGAGCUUCAGAAACUUUAAAUGUGUCGAACCUCUGGUUCCUGUCACUACUAUUGUGAACAAUUAUGAUAUGAUUAAGUAGAAUUAAAAGUUGCUCAAGAAUGCUAUGAUUUUUUUUUAAUCAAAACCACUGGAUCGACUCAGCAGGGAUAUCUGCUUUAACGGCUAGUCGAGACACCCCAUCCUCUUUGUACUGUUUACUCUCCCAGACGGCUGUGUUCCAAGAACGCAAGUACACACUGUGGAGCAAAAGAGUGUUAUAGCUGUGUGCAGAAGAAGAGGGGUAUGUCAUGGCCAUUAACAUCAGACAUUGCUUCAUCGGCUAUGUUCACAUCCUGUUUAGUGAUUCACGACAUUUAUUAAAGGCAGAAAGCUCAGAGCAUGGCCUCAGACUCUCUCACAUACAGUAUACACAGACACACAGACAUACACACACACCUUCCACUGACUGAUUUAAAGGGAAGCCUUGGUUUUAAUGCAGGGCAAUCCUUAUCUGCCUUCACAUAAUCAUGCUGAAAUUGUCAUAAAUCAGCUUGUUUUACCGUCAAUUUUAUUUUUAGUGGCAUUAUUCGAAUCACCGAUCUCACAAAAUAACUGGACUGCCUGAUUCUGUGUCUCACUGCAGGGAAGCGUGGUUGCCGAAAGGCGGCCAUGUCAUCAGCGUAGUAGAGGACUAGCAUUGCUAAAAUGAGAAUUAAUGAUGGCGAUGGACUUUUCUUUUCUAAUCAAUGGAAGUGCCUCUGUAUUCCCAUUAUGCAAUUUGUUAAACAUGAAUUCAGGUUAUUUUCUCACAUAUAAGCUAUAGAGGAAGAAAUUUUUAUGUCUGGAGCAAAACAAGUGGCAAGUGACAGCUCACUAAUUACAGACAUCUUUAUAUAUACAGGAGAUAUCCAUAUAUAUUUAUAUAAACAUUUUUUUUGUUCACAUAAUAAGCUCAGUGGCAGUCUAGUUAUUUUCUGAAGUAUGGCAGCAUUUCGAUUAAUAAAAUGAGUUCUUUUUUUUGUUUUUUUAAGUAGUACCAGUCUCAAAACCCAGUUAUACACUCAACAUAGGAAAAGCCCAACAAGAAAAGUCCCUGGAAAAUUAAAAAAAAAAAAAAAAAAAAUAGAAAAUGUAUUUCUAUAGUAAACAGUAUCAGUAGUGUUGAGGAGAAAGAUGUGGCUUUUGAGUUCUUUUGUGUUUGGAUGGGAAGUAUUUGUAAUUGAAAAAUAAUGUAUGUUGAUUGAGCCAUGUGCAAUGCCUUGGGUAGAGAAAUGUGUUCGUCUGUUAGAUUGUUAGAGGGUGUGAUAGAAGAGGGGAAAAAUACCCUUCUGUUAUUGUUUCAAGUCCAAAUGGUCCGGGACUCUAAACUACAGGGCAGAGAGAAAAAAAAAAGUCUUUGUAAGUUUUGGGAGUUUUUUAAUCUUUCUUUCUUUUUUUUAAUAUCCUUUUUUUCCUUUUUUAAUGUUUAUUUGUAAUGAUUUGUGCUCAAAACUUGGGAGGGCUGAAGAAACAGUUUUGCAACACAUCAAAAAAUAUAUAUAUCACUAAAUGAAACUGGUGCUUUUUAUGGAAUACAGUACAUUCAAACUCUAUUAUACAUAAAUAAAAAACAAGUAAGUGUUAUCAUAACGCAAAAAUUUUAGGAAAAAAACAUGCAUACUCUAUUUCUUGUUUAGAAUUUAAAGGGGGAGGGGUUCAUUUUAGUCGGAAAAAAAGCAAAAAAAAAAAAAAAAAAGCAUUUUUCUCCCAAAGGAGGGUCUAGUCACAGAGGAUGGAUAAAAUCCAGAGCAUUGACAAAUACACGCAAAAUCCUAAGAAGGAAAAUUAAAAAAAAAAAAAAAAAAGAAUUUAUUGUUUACAGUGUUAAGAUGAGACAGAAGAAAUUGCACUAUGUAUUCGGCAGCCAUAAUAACAGACGUUACUAACCAUUACAACACAUAGUCGAUUCUGUUCAAGACUUUAUCCUGCCAGAAGCUCAAUGCAUCGAUGGUUUUUUGUACAUGGAGAUUUAAAUCAGAUCCAGACUGAAUGACAAGAUCUUCCCUUUUCUUGGGUGAUGCUUCUAAUUGACUUGAUCGCCCUUGAAAAACAGCAGAAAUGAGACCUUUUUAUCAGUAGCUGUUGUUUAUUAUUAUUAUCAGCCUCCCUUCUUAUGAUCAGUAUUCGUGCGAGCCGAACGUUAUUUUAAUAAAUAGAGCUGCAAAUGUUACAAAGUGAACCCCACCCCCUCUCCUAAACCAACACCCCUUCCUGGUCCCAAUGUAAAUUACUCUAAACUCUAAAUAUUUGUUUUGUGAUGUAGUGUUAGACUCAGAGCAUCUUCAAGGUUGUCCCUAAAAAAGUGCCUUUGUUCACAGACUCCAUCUUGUAAUCCUCAGUGCCCGUUUCAGAAAAAAAAACCCUUUCAACCCGCUUCUAUAUUCUCUCCUUCUUCAAGCUCUUCAAAGCAGUAUAUAUAGUACUAAAGGAAAUCGGUGUGACUUAGUUUCUCUUUUUAUUGUUGAUGCUAAAAUUGAGGAAAAAAAAAAAAAGACAAAAAAGUCCUUCCUGUCUUGCUUUUCCUUCCUCUGUACUCCUUUCCUUGUCUUCUGCCUCUCUUGGACACUGGAAUAGUCUGUAGUUGCAUAACCAUCUUCUUUCUCACCCUUCCCCAUUUUCAUUGAAUGGAGGGGUUUUUAAAAGAAAAAAAAAAGCAAAAACUUUUUGUCUGAGCAGAAUGCAGUUAGCUUACAUGUUAUUCUUGUCUGUAUGCUUCACAUUGUAUACCAUACCGAUCUCUUCAGCUUCUCCAUUGAACAGUUAAUGUAAGUGAACAAGUUACACCAGUGAGCUCUGGCGGGAUGUCAAUCAAAGGGUGUAUGAAAGGGAAAAGGUUCCAACAUGGAGCAGUUUAAUCAGAUUUUAGUGAAGAAACUGGUUGGCGUAGGAAGUCCUCUUAAUAUGUGGUGGAAGGAAUCUAGGCUGCUGGGUUACAAUAGGUUUGCGACUUGUUUUGAUUGUAUUUAUUUGUAUUAUUUUUUUAACCAUUUUUUGUCAAUGUUGCGUAUUUAGGUGGUAUCAAUGCCACACUGAGUAUUGUUUUCAGAUGAUGCACCUUUGCAGUGGUUAUAUGAGACCAGCUAUUUAAACACAUGGAAGUACAAUGGCCUGAAAUUACUAAGCACCUUAUUACGGAAUGGGUACAGCACAAGGGAUGAGAGAAGGAUACAGAAAUACACACACAAAAAAAACUAAAUUCCAGUUUAAUCUGCAAUUACGAGCCAAUCCCCUCAGACCAAACUGACAAGCUGCAUGCCAUCCACCCUGAACUGUAGUGAAUUAAGAUGCCUUGAAAAUCAUUAAACACACCAGCAAAGGAAUAAUCUCAGGCCUAACAAAUCACAGCCUGAUUAUUGUCCCACGUAAAUAUGCAAACUUUACACGAAGUACACGAAGCCAGCAACAGUUAUCAGCCAUGAUUACAAGAGAUGAGAUCAGAAGAGAAAAAAAAGCCAUAACAUUGUGGACAGAACUUUCCCAGGCCCUUGUCCCUUCCUGGCGCUGACCAUCCAUUACCUUUAGGGGUUGUGUUUUUUGGUAGAUUGUAUAGGGUUUUGGGAUAAGUGAUAAGCUUAGAGUAGAUCGAUUUCCCAGCAGCCUUUAUCCUGGCCGGUAGCUUCUUCACUAACCCUAAAAAGCUAUUGCCCUCCUUAUAGACAUGCCCUCCAGAGCUCAUGGUGAAAUGCAUGUGUUAAUUACGAUUUCUUUUCCAUAAUAAGAAAAACAGUUUGAAAAGAACAGCACCUUUAACUGAUUGAAAUAAAAGGAUGUUCUUGACUGUAA